AUGUUUGAAACGCGAUAUUAUGCCAUAAUCUCUCAAAUUUAUGUAAUAUUUCAUCUAAUCGCACUUACAUAUUGUGAGAUUGUUACCGAUGAUUAUGUAUCGCAUUACAAUAUAAAGAAUACAUCAAAUUUAAAUCAUUUAGAUGGGUUUAAAGGACAAGGCAACACUCCAUAUCCAAAUCCUGAAAAAUUCGAUUAUCCUGAAAAAAAAUUAGAGACUCUAACUCGUGACUUGGAGGCUGCUGCCAUAAACAACCCUUAUUACAAAAUACCAUCAUAUGACCACAAAAUCAGGAAGAUGUCGGAGGCACAUGAGUUACUAUUCAGGUCCUUGGGAGUUUAUGUCAUACAUGAUGAACAUGAGGAUGAAGAUAGUGAAUUGGAGAGUCAGGAUCUGGAUGAUAGCUCAUUUGACAAGUUGAAUAUAUCCGGAAACAAAAGUAUUCACCCUUAUGAUAUGUUUGAGAAGUCAGAACUACUUGAUGCCAUGACUCCAGAAGAAAAAUUGCAUUAUAUUCCGAAACUAAAAGAUGCCAUAUCACGUGAGAUAGCCAUGCAAAAGGAUAGAUUGGAGAGAAUCAGAGACAAAUUUAUAUCUCAAUCCAACAUAUAA
Messenger RNA from Babesia microti strain RI, 612 nucleotides. RefSeq lists its product as hypothetical. Bases 1 to 612 code for a protein of 203 amino acids. NCBI's taxonomy places the organism in Eukaryota, Apicomplexa, Aconoidasida, Piroplasmida, Babesiidae. The transcript is spliced from 6 exons. The record is from RefSeq and is a predicted model, not a curated record.